AUGCCCAGCCCUAAUCCUACAGAGAAAGUUGAAGAAGUCGAAGAGGAUGUGUUGGAAGUGGUAGACGAAACAAUGCCAAGAACAAAGUCAGCAAACGAGAAAAGGACAUUAAGAACCGUCAUCCCUAAAUAUUGGCAUCCAGACUUGCCCAACAAAACCACCGUGGGCUUUCCAAAUGGCGGAGUUGACUGUUAUCGAAAUGUCGUCUUCCAAAUGAUUCUACACAUGCCGAUUUUCUACAAUUGGCUCCUCUGGUACAAGGAGCACCAUGCCCCUAAGGGUCAAAAUUGUAAUCUAGGCUCAUCGGAAGAAGGUCCCAGCGAAUGCCAAGUUUGCCAACUUGCUGAGAUCUCACAGGCUUACUGGGAAGGUGAAACUGAAAGUUGGAUACCUACAUUUGAAUCCCUAGCACACUCGCUUUUGCAAGAUUGGAAACCGGGGGGAGUAGACUCGGAACAAGACCCGGCAGAGUACUUUGAGGAACUUUUCAAAGCGAUCAGGCAUAGCACCAAGCCUAUGAUGCAUGUUAUUCUCUCCCUAUCCCCCACAGAAGACUGA
This is a messenger RNA of Penicillium digitatum Pd1, 558 nucleotides long. Its product is annotated as ubiquitin carboxyl-terminal hydrolase. Gene Ontology annotation, cellular component: cytosol; nucleus. Gene Ontology annotation, molecular function: zinc ion binding; cysteine-type deubiquitinase activity. Gene Ontology annotation, biological process: protein deubiquitination. NCBI's taxonomy places the organism in Eukaryota, Fungi, Ascomycota, Eurotiomycetes, Eurotiales, Aspergillaceae. The record is from RefSeq and is a predicted model, not a curated record.